GUAGUGCGUGUAUUCUGCCUGCGCCUGCGCGCUGCAUUCUUCGUUGCUUUCGCCCAUGCAUUGCCCAUGCUUUCAGCUGUCGCAUCUGCUGCAACGACUGCGAGGACUCCGCGCAUGUUUUGACACAAUCUCCAUGCGUAUGAAAGAGCGUGCGUGCGUUUCCGCAGGUACUCUUUGUGGUGCGUAAUGUCUGGUGAUUUAAGUACUUUGGACGAUUGGGACCCACUGAGCGAAGAGUUUUUCUCCGUCUCUUUCAACAGUUACAACCAAGGCCCUGGGGUCAACCUACCACUUGAGUGCUUGCCAGCGUUUUCUGAAGAAGCUGAGCUUGUCAGAUCGAGGACACUGUGUGUCAAAAAUCUACCUGUGGAGGUAACCGAGGCUGGCCUUAGGAACUUGUUUUCUGGCUGUGGAAAAGUGCUUGGUGCUCAGAGACUCCAGCCAAAGCCAGAAUACCCAGAUAAGACAAUCGGAUUCGUGGAUUUCCGCUCAACAAGAGAAGCGCUUGUUGCGAUUUCAACGUUUCACGAAAAACCUCCGUUCCAUUUGAAAGUGAAUAUUGCCAGCAUGUCUCUAUCGGACAGGUUUAGGUUUGACACUAAGAAGAAGGAAGAGCUGGAUGACGUACGUCGAAGGAUUGAGGAAAGAUACGGUGUGCCUGCAUACAUCAGUCCUCCACCAGGUGUUGGCAGAGGGCAAGGGAUUUCAUCUUCACCUUUUCCACCUGAAGAUUUGAAAACUAUUCACGUGGACGUGGGUUCACGCCCAGGCGAGCGGCGUGUCUACAGCAGCAGCAGCAGUAGUGGCUGCAGUAGUCAAUGCAGCAGCAGCAGCGGCUCAUCUGAUGACUCUUUUAAGACCUGCCGAUCGUAUCCGUGCAAUGACACUGAUCUUGUUGAUAAGAGUUUGCAGGUCGUCAUUACAGGCAAUGCUAGUGGAGAGCAGACACGCACAGUGAUUGUCCGUGACCUCACCACUUUGCCCGAUCAGAAGUGUGCCUACUGCGGUGAAUUUGCUGAAUUCUUGUGUCACGUUUGCAAGGUAUACUACUGCUCAGCAAAAUGUCAGUUGAAGGACUGGCCUUCACACAAGGGGAUUUGCCAAAAGAAAGGUUUGCUGCCUACACCUCAAAACAAACUGCCUGAGAAGGAUAAGGGCACAUCGUCACCAAAACGAGGUGGUCAGAGAAACAGUGAUGUUCUUGAGAAGGAGAGAGUCUCGUCCCCUCAAAAGCCAAGUGGUCAACAAGGCAACGCAUUCUCUGGUGGAGCGAAGGACAAGGCCUUUGGAAAGCCAGGGCAUGCUGGUUCGCUCAGAAGGCCCCAAGGCAAACCAGCACCCCACUCUCCAAACAGGCCUCAAGCAAGCCCACCGCAGUCGCAGUCUCCGGCGCCGUCUGCUGUUGCAGAGCAUCCGCAAGGGCAUACAAGAGUCGACAAGCCAGUGAGCACACGCCACCUGGAGUUCCCAACCCUGCCGCUCGGAGAGGAUGUUGAGGUGGCCCUUUCCUAUGGCAUCAGCCUGUCUGAAUUCUUCCUUCAAAAUGUCUCCGAGAUGCAAGACUUGGCGCAUCUGCAGGCCACUUUGCAGACGUUGUGUGCAACCAGCGAAAGGCUCCAGCCCACCAAGGGAGAAUAUUGUGCAGCACUCUUUGCUGAUGAUGGCCAGUGGUAUCGCGCGAGGGUCACUUCUUUUCAGGACUCUGCUUGCACAGUAUACUUCAUUGACUAUGGCAAUGUGGCCCAAGUGCCGUCUGAAAGCAUUUGCCAACUUCCGGAGCAGUGCAAGAAAUUGCCAGCACAGGCAGUGCGCUGUCGGCUUCAUGACUUGCGUCCAGCAUCUACAUCGGCUGGCUGGUCUGAAGAAGCAUUUUCCCUGCUUGGUUCCAUGAUCCAAGAAGGCACAAUAGUUGCCAAUGUGUCUAGGUUGUCGGAGGGCUUUCAUGAAGUGGAACUGAAGCCAAGUAAAGGUGGACAGAGUUUGAACAAGCAGCUAGUGGCCAAAGGACUUGCUGAGCGCAGAGCGGCAGCUGCCCUUGCAGCAGCACUUGCUCCCAAGGCUACGCCGAUUGUAGCCCCAGCUGCGGAUACAUUGGCCUCGCGCUUGCGGCGUCCACAGCACCUGAAGUCGAUACUGAAUGUGGUCAAGGCUGGGGACAUCCUGCCCAUGCAAGUGACGGUGUCUGCUAAAGAUGUAGUAUGGUGUCUCACCAUGAUUCCGGAAGUUGCUGGUUCCUUGGUCCAAUUGGAGGAGUCCCUUCAGGAAGAAGGAAAAGAACCUGGCAACAAGGCCGCUGCUUGUGGUGUGACUUGUGGGGAUUAUGUGGCCUCCCAAUCGUUGGAAGACAAGCGUUGGUACCGUGCCUAUGUGGUUGAGAAGACCACCAGUGGGCACACGGUGCGAUAUCUGGACUAUGGAAAUGACGAGUCCAACACAGACCUAAUUCCUCUUGCACCUGCACACCUGGCAGUUCCCGCUGCAGCGGUGCGCCUGCUCACCUCGGACCCCUUGUCCUUCAGAGUCGGGCAACUGCUCAGCUUUUCUGUGGAGUCUGCUGGUGAUGAUGGCACAGUUCAAGGAACUGCCACCUCCCAAGAGGAUGGCAAAACAAUGGGCACGUUUGCUUUGGCUGCAUGGAAUUCUGGUCUGGACACUAAAGAACCUGUGGUGUCAGCUGCUUUAAAACCUGCAACUGUCUCGACUCCAGCUCUUCCGCGCCUGGAGUCAAUUCUGAGCCAUGUCAAGCCUGGCGACAGCCUGCCCAUGCAAGUGACUGUGUCUGCCAAAAACAUGGUGUGGUGCCUCACCAUGACUCCCAAUGUUGCUGGUCCUUUGCUCCAAAUUGAACAAAGGCUCCAGGAUGAGGGCAGUAAGCUUGGUGACAGUGUGACUCAAAAGGUGAAUUGUGGUGAUUUCGUUGCUUCCCGAUCAUUGGAAGACAAGCGCUGGUACCGGGCCUACAUAACUGAGAAGACUGCCAGUGGGCACUCAGUACGGUACUUGGAUUACGGGAACGAUGAGUCCAAUACGGACGUUCUUCCUCUUGCACCAACACAUUUGUUGGUACCUGCUGCAGCUGUUUCCGUGCUGGCAUCAGACCCCACAUCCUUCAGAGUUGGGCUGCUGCUCAAUUUCACAGUUGAGUCUAUAGAUGGCGGCACAGUACGAGGAACUGCCACCUCAGAGGAAGAUGGCACAAAGAUGGGCACGUUUGCUCUGGCUCCCUGGAAUUGUGGUCUCGCCGCCGCAGGAGAACCUGUGGUGUCGCCUUCUCCACAAAAACCUGCAGCUGGUCGAGCCACUCCCCCUAGUACCUCUCCACCUGCUCCACCUACUCGCAAGCCAUCGGACCCAAGAUGGACGCCAAGGUUCUGCAUGUGCCACAGCGGAAGCUUCCGACGACCAAGUGCCCCAUGAUACCCGUUUGGAAGACACCAGAGGUGCUGUACCUACAGCAGCAGGAUCUGGUUUCGGAGUUGCAGGCCAUGAUGGUGGCACUGAACACCUGGGUUAAGAGUGAGAGCCCUCACUCGACUGUCGCAAAGUACUCCAAGGGGGA
This is a messenger RNA of Dermacentor silvarum, 3559 nucleotides long. Its product is annotated as tudor domain-containing protein 1. The transcript is spliced from 19 exons. The record is from RefSeq and is a predicted model, not a curated record. NCBI's taxonomy places the organism in Eukaryota, Metazoa, Arthropoda, Arachnida, Ixodida, Ixodidae. Gene Ontology annotation, molecular function: RNA binding. The coding region runs from base 187 to 3417 and encodes 1076 amino acids.